Molecule: messenger RNA, 596 nt
Organism: Myxocyprinus asiaticus (Chinese sucker)
Lineage: Eukaryota; Metazoa; Chordata; Actinopteri; Cypriniformes; Catostomidae
Product: proteasome maturation protein-like
Exons: 6
Coding region: 120-548 (142 amino acids)
Biological process (GO): proteasome assembly
Cellular component (GO): cytoplasm; nucleus
Source: RefSeq, a predicted model, not a curated record
UAUUUUUAAUUAUCUAGCAUUUAAAAGCGAACAAAAUGUUAGUAUUUCACACGUCAUGAUCACAUGAUAACGACACUUCCGGAGAUUGACCUGAGUGUAGAGACGAAACUUGCUACAAGAUGAAUACUCGUGGCCUGCGCUCACAGCUGAAGGACAGUGUUCCUGUGACAGGUCUGUGUCCACAGGCAGGUUCUUAUGGGGUUCAAGACACACUGCGCCGAGGGUUCUCUAGUGUAAAGAAUGAACUGCUUCCGAGUCAUCCUUUGGAGCUCUCUGAGAAAAAUUUUCAGAUUAACCAGGAUAAGAUGAACUUCAACACUCUUAGGAACAUCCAGGGACUCCAUGCACCUCUCAAAUUACAGAUGGAGUACAGAGCAGCUAGACAGAUUCAGCGUUUGCCCUUCUUGCCAAGCUCAAAUCUGGCCCUAGAUACCCUCAGAGGAAGUGAUGACACCAUUGGCUUCGAGGACAUCCUCAAUGAUCCUGUCCAGUAUGAGAUGAUGGGUGAGCCUCACAUCAUGACUGAAUAUAAGCUUGGUCUCCUGUGAGGAUGGCUUUUCUGCACCGACUAAUUUCUAAUAAAAUGUUAAAUCUAA